This is a messenger RNA of Oikopleura dioica, 621 nucleotides long. The record is from the annotation of a GenBank genome assembly. Lineage: Eukaryota; Metazoa; Chordata; Appendicularia; Copelata; Oikopleuridae.
AUGGCAAAUAGACGGUCAAGAUAUUUCGGAAUCGUGCAAGUUCUUCUUUGGUACUUUAUUCAUUUCGCAGUCAGCUCUAUCUCCUGGUUCUUCAAAAUUGUGCGAAGAUUGAAUCCUUUCAAGACAAAACUAUCGAAUAAAUUUCAUCAUGCCCCAGAACACAUCGCACUCGUUGCUUACAAAAACAGUCUGAUAGACUCAUCACAAAUGAAAUCUGUUGCUUUGGAACUCCUUCAGCGUGGAUGCAAAAAGAUAUCGAUUUGGGAUCCAGAUCGUCGAAUGGAAAAGUCGAAAAUUGACUGGUCAGAGCUUCAUUGCAGACUGCUAACGCCGAAGAAUGGUGGAAGCACAGUCUCAGAAAGUAUAAAAAGGAUGAAGGCCAGCAGUGUCUCGGUGAAGGAAGUAAACUUGGAAUUGCUCGACCAUUUUAUUGGUCCGAACGGGGAGGAACCACACCUCUUGCUGAGUUGUGGAGCGACGGAUCUUGUCUCUACUCAGGGUUAUCCUCCAUGGGCGUUGAGAUUGACGACGAUUUACCCCCUUCCAUCGCCGUAUUCGAAGUCUCAAAUCAACGAAGUGCUCGCAAGAUACUCUACCGUUACGCAACGCUUUGGAAAAUAG